AAGCGCAAGCAGCGCAGUCCCCUUUCAUUCACUGUGGUUGAGUGUCAUCAUGGCCACAUCAUCGCUGAAAAUGCACCGGGUUUUAAUAAGUGUCCUUUGCAGUGCAUUUCUCUUUAGUGUAAUAUUGUGCGAUAAUGGAACAGACGAGGAUGAGCAUACCAAGCAUACUUACACAGUGGAGAUGUUCAACAACGCUAUUCCGACUGCUCCACACUUCGUGAUGUUCUUCGCACCUUGGUGUGGUCACUGUCAGAGGCUGCAGGGGACCUGGAAUGAGCUGGCUGAAAAAUACAACACCAUGGAAUCUCCCCCUGUCUAUGUGGUUAAAGUAGAUUGCACGAAGGACACAAAGUUUUGCUCCAGCAACCAUGGUAUUCGGGGAUAUCCCACUUUGAAGCUGUUUAAACCUGAGCAAGAAGCAGUGAAGUAUCAGGGCCCAAGAGACCUGCAUUCCCUAGAGACCUGGAUGCUGAAAACUCUUCAGGAGGAGCCAGAGGUGCCACAGAGUGAGCCUGAGGCUCCCAAAGUGCCAGAGCCCCUGCAGGGCAUGUAUGAGCUUACUGCCUCCAACUUCAAAGCACAUAUAUCCAAAGGCUCUCACUUUGUGAAGUUCUUUGCACCAUGGUGUGGCCAUUGCAAAGCUAUGGCUCCCACAUGGGAGCAGCUUGCCACCAGUUUCGAACACUCAGACUUGGUCAAGAUUGGCAAGUUAGACUGUACUCAGCAUUAUGAGAUCUGUUCAGAGAACCAGGUGCGAGGCUACCCCACGUUGCUCUUCUUUACAGAUGGAGAAAAGGUAGAACAGUACAGAGGAAAACGUGAUCUGGAGUCCUUUAAAGAAUUUGUGGAUAAUCAGUUAGCAGCUGCCUCUUUAAUAGAUAAGGAUGCUGCUGAAGAUGCAAAAGGCAAUGAAAUACCACAGAACACAGAUUCUGUUAAAGAUGAGUCCACUGUUAAAAUCCUCACUGAAAGCAACUUUGACGAGUCUAUUGCUAAAGGGAUUUCCUUCAUCAAGUUUUAUGCUCCUUGGUGUGGCCACUGCAAGAACCUGGCUCCUGUUUGGGAGGACCUGUCUAAGAAGGACUUUCCUGGCCUGACUGAUGUCAAGAUUGCUAAAGUGGAUUGCACUGUAGAGAGGACACUCUGCAACAGAUUUUCAGUGAACGGAUACCCGACACUGCUGAUAUUCCGAGGAGGCCAGUUGGUGGAAGAGUAUAAUAGUGGACGGGACUUGGAGAGCUUGCACAGCUUUGUCAUGAAGCAAGCCAGAGAUGAGCUGUAGCUCUACCUCAUUACUCACAAAUAUCCUGUACUUAUACCUGAUCUUGUUCUGUGUUUUCUACUAGCUAGGCUAGCAUGUAUUUCCAUAAAUGAAAACAUGCUCCUGCAGAAAUAUACAAAAGCCAUUCUUCAACUUUCCAUUCUUGUCUAUUUUUUUAUGAGAGCAGUUACUAUAAUUUUAUCAUUAAGUGAAAUCUGAAUGUAUUUGAUUUCAGCUAAGGGCGUUUCACUUGGAGACCAAUGGAUGGAAAAGGUACUUCUGAUUGACAACCACUUUUCCAGUAAUAGAAAUACCUCCUUUUUUUUUUUUUUUUUAAAAACUGUCUAUUCAACAUUUAGUUAGCAUUAUAAUCUGGCUUAUUGGGCCAGCAAUACAGUUUACUGUUACUCUAAGAAGAAUCUUGUAACUUGGCUCUCAGGGAGAACUUUUUGUGUUAAAUAAGGAGUUGUUCCUUCAUUCUGCCUUUUCACCCCAGUUCAUAGACGUCUUUUACACUUAAAAACUGCACAUUUGUGUUUCGUCUCAUAUAAGGUUUGCCUGUGGGAAAACUCAGCCUUUAAAGCCAUCUUCAGUCAUCACUUGUCUGUAUGUUUCCCAAUUUAUCUUACUUAUUACACCUGACCAGUUGAUCAACAUACCCUUUUAGAGCUAGUACACAGUGAUUAGUGCAGGCAAAACACAAGUCCUAGACUCACAUUGAGAACCAGUGGUGGGGUUUUAGGGAGAUUUCUGAAACGUAAUUUUUCUGCAGAAGCCUUUAUCUUGACUAGAAAAUACUUGACUAGAAAAUGUAACUUUUGAUUCAAGAAUUAGCAUCAUGUUAUGACACUUGAAAAUUAAAAUGCUAAAACAUCAAUUUUAGCACUACUUAUAAGUUUAAACGAACACUGCGAUCUUGUAUAUGUAUGAUUAUUCUCACAUACAUUUUAUUGGGUUUCUUCUAUACCUUUUUCUAUACCUGAAAGAUUUAUGAAAGAAAAAACACAUACACAUUGUCCAUGCAGAAUGCAGUACAUGCAGAAGCAGAGCAGUAUCUUUCACUACCAAAUGAUUUUGUACAAAACCACUUUAAAAAUUCUUCUUAAAAAAAAAAAAAAAAAAACUCAUUAAAAUUUUUAAAUCCAAAAACUGAGCCAUUGCGUAUCUCUGUAAAGUGCUUCUAAAAGUGGUGGAAUAAAUAACUUUUUGCCCACAGAUAUAUUGUAUUGGCUUGCAAAAGUAUUCCAGAUUUCUCUGAAUAACAACCGGACACCCCCCCCCCCCCCCCCCCCUUUUUUUUUUUUUUUAUGUCGAACCAUUUUUUCUUCUCCUCACUUAUGCUAAUUCACACGUAUUUCACCUUUUGAUUUUGACAUUUUCAAAAGCUGUUAAAUGCUUUUAUUGGCAUAAAAGUGAGUCAAAAUAACAUUUAAUUUGACCUUUCUGCCUUUUCUUUCACUGUUUACUUGUUUUGUGUUUCCAGCCCUCUUUCACUGAAAAAAUUUCUGGAGUUUUGUGGGUGUUACUAAAUGCAAAUGAGCUGUGUCACAAACAUGCACCCUCCUAACGCUUACUGAGAUUACAUGCCAGUGAACUUCAUUAAACAUCUUUAAACCUUGA
Pangasianodon hypophthalmus (striped catfish) is the source of this 2881-nucleotide messenger RNA. RefSeq names its product thioredoxin domain containing 5 (gene txndc5). Gene Ontology annotation, biological process: protein folding. Gene Ontology annotation, cellular component: endoplasmic reticulum. Bases 50 to 1282 code for a protein of 410 amino acids. Lineage: Eukaryota; Metazoa; Chordata; Actinopteri; Siluriformes; Pangasiidae. The transcript is spliced from 10 exons. The record is from RefSeq and is a predicted model, not a curated record. Gene Ontology annotation, molecular function: protein disulfide isomerase activity.